Mycotypha africana is the source of this 1051-nucleotide messenger RNA. RefSeq names its product HSF-type DNA-binding-domain-containing protein. Gene Ontology annotation, molecular function: DNA-binding transcription factor activity; sequence-specific DNA binding. The transcript is spliced from 3 exons. NCBI's taxonomy places the organism in Eukaryota, Fungi, Mucoromycota, Mucoromycetes, Mucorales, Mycotyphaceae. The record is from RefSeq and is a predicted model, not a curated record. Gene Ontology annotation, biological process: regulation of DNA-templated transcription. The coding region runs from base 126 to 962 and encodes 278 amino acids.
UUUUUUUUUUUUUUCUGUUGUUGUGUUGUUGUUGUUUGUUCUUCUCCUCUCCUUUUUUAUUCUUUUUCUAAAACAUUUUGUUAAACAUUGAAACAUUUGUGAAAAAGAAUAAAUCAAAACCAAAAAUGGAGACAAUUUUAACUACGGAAAAUUACGAAGGCACAUCCAAGAAGAGACCUUUGCCAUCGUUUAUAAAAAAGCUUUGGUUUAUUCUAACAGAUAAAGCGUCAGCAGAGCACAUAUUUUGGGUAGACAGUGGACAAACAAUAUGUAUUCCAAACGCCACUUCUUUUUCUCAAGUUAUUUUACCAAGAUUCUUCAAGCAUAGCAACUGGCAAAGUUUUGUUAGACAACUAAAUCUGUAUGGCUUUAGAAAAGUCUAUCAAUUGAAUUUGGCUUACGAUGAUACGUUUGAAAAAAGGACGGUUUGGCAAUUUAAACACGAGAAAUUUAGAAAAGACAGACCCGAACAAUUGGUGGAAGUCAAAAGAAGAACACCCAAAUUGUUGAGCCAGCAAAAGUUAUUACAACAACAACAAGAAUUGGCCAACGCAAGCACAGCAGCUUUAUUGCAGCAACAACAUCAUCCACAACAACGUUAUCAAUUUAGUAGCAAUCUUGCUGGUGACAAUGGCUUUCUCAAUCCUGCUACUUCUUCGGCUUCGGCUGCGGUCUUGAUGACGCUUCAGCAGCAAAAUGUGCUUCAAGACCAUGUUAUCAAGGAACAAAUUACUGAGCUCAAAAGAAAACUAAGAUCGGUGGAUAAACGACGAGAAGAUCUCUUCAGACAGACCAUCAAACUAAGUCAGAUUCAAGCUGAACAGAAAAAGGUAAUUCUUGAACAGCCUCCAAGUGCGCUCUUGAAAAAAAAAAAAAAACCAUGCAUUGAUUUUAUAUGGGUUUUUUACCAUCAACAAAAAGACGAUUCAUGUAUUAGUAGACUUUAUUACGCGUGUCAUUGAAAAGAGUAAAGUGCGUUCCAAAACCAUGAAGAGGCCCUCUUUGUCUUUUGCGUUGACCACCCUUCCCUUUUCUUUUUGUUGUAGAUCCU